UUAAAAUACCAUAGAAACAUGUUUGACAUUUUUUAAUAUAAAAUAAAUGUAAUACUUCAGAAUAAAACUUAUUGUACUUUUAGGUCAAUUUUGGUCAAUUCACAAAAUUUUUAUGUGUAUUUUUAUUUAAAUUUUCAGCAAAAAAAUGGCUUGUGGCGAUUGUGGCUCGUGCGGACAAUGUUGCGGUUCUCCAUGUUCUCCAGCAAUGUAUCCCCAUGCUGUAUGUUGUAUGUCAUGUCCUCCACCAAUUAUCCUUCCGACUAAGCCAGAACCAGUAGAACCUUUGCAAAUGCCGUGUGCUCUAAUUAAAGAGGAAUGCAUACCGGAAGAGGUAGCAUUACAGAAGCGGUACCAUAAUUUUUACAAUGCAUAUAAUGAAGACUGGCAUUGUAUAACACCUUCAAAUCGUGGUCCAAAGCAAGAACCAGAUAGAGGAAGAAAGCCUCGUAGUAACUGUGAAGAUUAUAGAAGAAGACGGAAAAGCCCUACAAGAGGAUGUCCGACUGGGUUCCAGCCAUGUUACAUGAAGUUAUCACCACCAUGUAACAAUCACCCUUGUGGAAUUUGGGUUGCCGAAAUUCAAAAAUGUCUCCCAAAACCAAAAAAAUCUAAUGAAUACAAUCCCGGACCUUGCUGUAGGCCUUGUUGUCUGCACAAACGACCUUCGGAUCAAUGUUGCUGUUAUGAUUUUCCAUGUAAAGCUCAUUGCUAUGAUCACCCUGUAGGAAUUAUGCCAAAACACCCGUUAAAUGCUUAUUGUCCCAGAUAGCUUUAGAUGUUUUUUGAAAAUCACGGUAACUGAAAGUUACAUAAUGAGAGAUGCAGAUUGCUAAUCAAAAAGAAUAAGCACAUCAUGGAGAACUUGUAAAAUAAACCAUUCGUUUUUCAUUAUCUUGAAAAGUUACUUUGGUAUAACCCAGUAUAUGUAUUUACAAGUUUUAAAUAAAUAAUAUUUUGUGAAGUUAAAGACAA
Molecule: messenger RNA, 972 nt
Organism: Diabrotica virgifera virgifera (western corn rootworm)
Lineage: Eukaryota; Metazoa; Arthropoda; Insecta; Coleoptera; Chrysomelidae
Exons: 5
Coding region: 146-769 (207 amino acids)
Source: RefSeq, a predicted model, not a curated record